GCAGGCCAUGGUUGGAAGCAGUUCACGCGCGAGCACGGUUGGAUCAGUAUCAUCGCAUGAUUUGCCCAGAUGUGGGUGUGGUAACACGAUGAAGAUGUGGAGAGCCAACACAGUGCAAAAUCCCAACCGGAAAUUCUGGAAAUGUCGAAGCUCUGGGACUGUUAAUAGCUGUGAACUAUUUCUAUGGGAUGAUGAAAUACUUCAUUUCAGCAAAGGAGAAGAUGUAACUUCACCAUUUUGUAAGAAGUGUGAUAUUCUACAAUUGAAAUUGGAAUCAGUGUCAACCAAAUUGGAGAAAGCGAAGAUGAAGGUUGAAGUUCAGAAAAGGAAAAACAUGCAGCUUAGGAUAGUUCUUAUUGUGUGUUGUAUGAUUGUUGUAUGUAUUUACAAUUUCUACUAAUCUGUGUAAUUUAGUUAAGUUUGAUUGAUGUAAUUUUCAAUGAUGUGUAAUA
This is a messenger RNA of Vicia villosa (hairy vetch), 452 nucleotides long. RefSeq lists its product as uncharacterized. Gene Ontology annotation, molecular function: zinc ion binding. The record is from RefSeq and is a predicted model, not a curated record. Bases 8 to 400 code for a protein of 130 amino acids. NCBI's taxonomy places the organism in Eukaryota, Viridiplantae, Streptophyta, Magnoliopsida, Fabales, Fabaceae. The transcript has 2 exons.